UUACUAUUUGAUACGCGUACCAAGUGCUCGGUGUAAACUAGGUCAUAGUUUUAUUACAUAUAUGUGUAGACCACGCUUGAUGUCUUACUUAUUUUUGUAAAUAAAAAUCAUUUAAAUGUAAUUUUACUUUAAAUUACCUUACAUAUUAACAUACGUUAUGCACAAGCUUCGGAAAUUAUCUCAGUUGAAGAAACGUAGAGAACGAACAUUGAAUGUACGUUUUCCUUGUGUAAUAAAAGAUAAAAGAGAUGUUCAGAACUUAUUUGUGGGCAAUUUUCAUGUAAAAUUACCACGACAGUCUAGUAGAUGGUGCCAUGUCGUUUUUUCUACUGUAGAGGAGAAGAUUAACAAUUAUAAACUUACAAAGAAUAAAACAGUCAAUGACAAGCGAAUUGUUAUUCAACCACUAUAUGAUAUUGCAUUUGAGAAAAAAACCAACAAGAUAAAGAAAAUUUUUAUACCUGAAGUCAAAUCGGAUAUUCCAGUGACACAAACGAUAUUCAUCUCAAAUAUAUUAAAUGGUAUAAAAUCACAUGAAAUAAAGGGUGCUCUUCCUGGAUGUAUUCGUGUUACUUUAUUAAAACCUUAUAACAAAGACUUUAGGAGUGCAAUAAUUAAAAUGGAAAAUAUUCAAAUGGCAGCAAAAUAUCUAAAAGAAAAGCACAAGUGGCCAGUAUUGAAAGGAUAUAAAAUAUGCAUGAAACCAGAUACGAGAAUAAAACAUAAGAAAAAAAGUUUUACAAGUAUUCUAAAAAUCUAUGGAAAUGAAACAGAAAAAUCCAAGUCUAGAGAGGGCUUAGAUUGUGCAGAAGCAAACAACGAUAGUAUUAAUUAAUUACAAUAAUUAUUAAUUACCAUUAAAAUUUAAAGUACUUUAAUAUUAAGAUUCUGUUCUGUACAUCCAUUAUGAAAUUUAUUGAUAAAGAAAAUACAAAAAAUGCAAUUAUACAGAAUACAAUUAAAUAAAAUUACAUAAAAUAUAAGUCAGGUGCUAAUAAUAAGUCAUUUUUGAUGUUUAUUUUAUUAAACAAUUAAUUAUCCCAGAUAGCAAAAUAUCUCCAAAAUUUAUGCAGAACUGAUGAACGCUAUUGAGAAUAUUUCUAAAUUAUUGAUCUAAGUAUAUCCACAAAAUAGAACAAUUUUAGAUCAAUC
Monomorium pharaonis (pharaoh ant) is the source of this 1152-nucleotide messenger RNA. RefSeq lists its product as uncharacterized. The record is from RefSeq and is a predicted model, not a curated record. Lineage: Eukaryota; Metazoa; Arthropoda; Insecta; Hymenoptera; Formicidae. The transcript is spliced from 4 exons. The coding region runs from base 158 to 835 and encodes 225 amino acids.